AUGGAUAUCACAUCUGAGCACCACACAGCGCUUGUGGUAGCCCUUUCGGUGCUACUUUUGUCAUACAUUGUCUACUGUAGACACUUUCAUCCAUUGGCGUCUGUGCCUGGUCCAUUUCUCGCGAGCAUCACGACUGCGUGGCUCGCGCAUGCAUACUGGCGUCAAGAUUGGCACAAGUAUGCGAUACAGCUCCACAAGCAGUACGGUCCUGUCGUUAGGAUAGGACCCAACGCGGUAGACGUUGGUGAUCCUGAGGCUGUCAAGGUCAUAUAUGGAGCAGGAAGCAAGUUCUUCAAGGGACAGUGGUACGGUGAGUUCUGCUCACCUAGCGCGGGCCGGGCUCGAAGGACUCUGAUCACUAUCGCCGACAAAACGGAGCACAAGAAGCUGCGCCGCAUGAUCGACCCCUUGUAUACACUCAAGGCAGCGAGAGAGUCCGAGGCGCUCUUCAAUGAACCGAUUGAUUUCUUUGUGCAGCAGAUGAACGCUAAGAAGGGACAAGUCGUCGAUAUGGCAGACUGGGCUGUCGCUCUCGCGGUAGAUGCAUUUACGUCUAUGACGUACGGGAAGCCGUACGGUUGUCUGAACGAGGGCCAAGGGGAUGACAUGCUGGCUUUCGUCCACAACAACUGGAUGCCAUACACGUGGAUAAAUGCGCUCGCACCGUGGCUGAGCUCACUCGAAAAAAGAUUCCGGAAUUUGCAGGUGGCCGCGAAAGUCAUAGCAACAGGCAAACCACCGGUGCAGAUCUUCGGAUGGGUCGCUGAGCAGCUGAAGAAGGGGUAUGCUGCGUGCGACGAGUCUGGCAGACCACGACGAGUCCUGACAAUGCUGGAGCGAAGCAUUAGAGUCCAGCAGGACCACCCCGAAGAGUUCGGAAGAGAUUCUGUUGAGGCGCACAUGUUCGAGGUUGUUUUCGCGGGCUUUGAGACAUGUGGUGCGACAAUACCAAAGAUGCUGUAUCAUAUCUCGACCACUCCAGGAUGUCAGGAUCGGCUGAGGAGUGAGCUUGCCGCUGUAAAGCGACCGUCAGGUCUUGAUGGCUUGGCCACAUAUGACGAGCUGACUCAACUGCCCUACCUGAACGCAUGCAUCCACGAAAGCUAUCGCAUCAAUCCAAUCACAGGCCUUUCGCUAAGUAGGAAGGUGCCCGAAGGCGGUGUCACGAUGAACGGCUUUGACAUUCCUGCGGGUAUUGAAAUCGGGAUCACUCCACAGGUUCCAGUCUCGAAUGAACGAAUCAUGCCGCAGCCCGAGCUGUUCAGACCGGAGCGGUGGCUUGAGGCAACGAAAGAAGAACGAGCUUUGAUGGAACGAAUCGAUCUCAUGUUCGGUGGAGGACAAAGUCGAUGUCCGGGGAAUGUAUUUGCUGCAGCUCUUUUGCACAAGGUCGUCGCCGUAGUAUACUCUAACUUCAGGGUCGAGUUCAUCGGGCCACCUAGUGACAUCCGUGAAACGAAUCGCUUUCCUGUUAAGUGGGAGAAUGUCAAAAUGAGGCUUACGUCCAUCUAG
Cyphellophora attinorum is the source of this 1512-nucleotide messenger RNA. Its product is annotated as Pisatin demethylase. Lineage: Eukaryota; Fungi; Ascomycota; Eurotiomycetes; Chaetothyriales; Cyphellophoraceae. The transcript is spliced from 7 exons. Gene Ontology annotation, molecular function: heme binding; iron ion binding; oxidoreductase activity, acting on paired donors, with incorporation or reduction of molecular oxygen. The record is from RefSeq and is a predicted model, not a curated record. The coding region runs from base 1 to 1512 and encodes 503 amino acids.